Rotaria sordida is the source of this 8298-nucleotide messenger RNA. The record is from the annotation of a GenBank genome assembly. NCBI's taxonomy places the organism in Eukaryota, Metazoa, Rotifera, Eurotatoria, Philodinida, Philodinidae.
AUGAAAAAGACUCAAAUAGAAGUUGAGCUUGGAAGAUUCUUAGAACAUAUUACAACAGAUGGACCUAUAACUAAUCCUGGGUUGAAAAAUGUGACAAGUAGUGCACGAAAUAAGUCAGAAACUCGUUACAUUGCACCGGUUACAAUUCAGUUGAAAGAUAUUUUUGGUCCUUAUGAAUUGGGAGAAAUCAUUUUAUGUGAUGCACCAGGCUUUGGUGACACAGCAGGUCCGGAGGUUGAUAUAGCUAAUAGUGUAGGAGUUAUCGAAGCUAUUAAAGGAUGUAAGAGUGUCAAAAUACUUGCUCUAUCAAGUUAUAAAAGCUUAGGUGAUAGAGGACAAGGUAUUCAGAAACUAGCACAUUUACUAAUUAACAUGAUACAUGGAAUUCAGGAGAGACUUAGUGCUAUUUUUUAUGUAUUCACAAAAUAUCCUCCAAACAUGGAUAUUUCUGCUUUGUUAAUUGAUAUUAAAAUUUCGAAAGUAGACACAGAUCCUUUAUUGCGAUCGGAUGAUGCCUUUUUAACAGUAUUGACAGAUAUGAUCAAUAAAACUAAGAAAGGUGCUGAGAAUAUUGAUCCUGUUCGAGGAGAUCCGAAAACCAUUAUUGAAAAAUUGAAGAAUAUACGUGGUAUUAUGUAUCCUGAAGAAGUUUUUCGAUUUUCAAUGAGUGAAGAAACACAAGCAUGUAUUGCAAAUCAGGCACAAAGAGAUAACUCAAAUAUCAAAUGUGCGCUGAAACAUAAAGACAUUGAUCUUGUAAUGCAUUACCUAAAUAAGUUGAAAACUUUAAAAGAUUUGUUAGAACACAGUACGGCUGGAGAUGCUUAUGAAGAUGCUGUACGUUUUAUAAAUGAGAACACUAUGGAAUAUUGUACAGGAGUAACGGAAAAAUUCAAUCGUUUGUUAGCUAGUCAAGAUGGAUUAGGACAGGAAGACGUUGAUGAAUACAAAAGUUCUUUUGAAUAUAUUCGGCAAAUCCAAAAAUUGACAGAACAUAUAGGAUCAAAUCUAAUGUCACCUGAAUCAUUGAUGCAAAAUAUUUAUUCCGAACUAGAGAAAAGGAGUCAAACUUUGACAGAAGAAGAUUUAGAUAGUUCAUUAGUAGGAAUUUAUUUCAGUAAUCUUUACAUUUUGAAAAAUACAUUUAAACAACUUGAAUCGUUUUACACUAAAAGUUGUAUAAGUUUUGGAGAGCGUUUCGAAAAACUAGUACAACCUGUAUAUGAACCUAUUUCUGUCAAUGAAUUCAACAAGAUAGCUGAUAUUAUUCUUAAAAUAUCGAAAUGUUUGCCGCUUCUAAACAAUCAUUUGCAUGGGCUAGUCGAAGAAAAAUAUAAAGAAAUCGUCCAAUGGUUCUUGCAACAUAUGGAUAAGUUCUCAGAAAGAGCUGAGCCUAUUUUAGCAAAGAUUAGAUUAAAUGAAAAUGAAGUCGAAAUCGUCAAAAAUUGUGUGAAAACACUAAGAUUAGCAAAAGAAAAUUCUGCACUUGAGGAUCGUAUUGCAACAUAUAUUGAAAUGUUGAAAAAGAAAAAUGAUAAAUUAGCAGAAAAUGUGAAAAGUUUAAGUGACAUUUAUAAUUCAUUGAUUGAUAAAAUAUUAAACUAUUUUCAUGGAAUAAAUAAUAUGAUUCCAGAGCAUUUUCAAAAUAAUGGAGAUCGUGCUCUAGAAGAUGUAGAAACAUUAGUCAAUGCUAUGGAUACAAUUAGAACUAUUCCAGAAAUUGAAUCAAAAACUGCUGGAGCAUAUUAUCGUACUGUUGAAAGCAUACGUGGACAUAUGCAUCAACUUCAACGAGAUGUAGAACAAUUACUUCUUUCUAUUGAUCCUAAAUCAGGAACUUCUAAUUAUGGAAAAAUUGCACGAUUAUUAUCACGUUUGAAAAAUGCAAAAUGGAUGAAUCGUAUUAGUCCAGGAGCAUAUGAUGUUUCAAUAAAUCGUGUAACAGAAGAAUUAAUUCAAUAUUUCCAUGAAUUAGAAGAUAGUUUGAUAAAAUUAGAUUUAAGUUUCAAAUAUCCUGAAAAUGUUUGUAAAGCACAAGAAAUUUUUGAUAAAAUUGAAUCUUUAAGUGUUUUAGAACGUAGUGUUCCAGAAUUAAAAAAAUCUAAAGAUGAGAUGAUUCAACGUUUUCUAGACUAUGUACAAGGAAAUUUUAAGCGUAUACAAGAUAAGUUUAAUUUACAAGAUAUAAAUGUUUAUCAAAUGAAACAAGACCUAAAAGACCUUGAACAAAUAAAACGAGAAUAUGAUAAUCUACAUCCAGCUUGUGUCUUUUUAAGAAAACAUGAUUUUUCAGAUAUAAAGAAAUUAAAUGAUGAAAUUCAUGAUCUAGAAGAAAAACAUAAAAUAGAACAUGAACAAGAAACACAAAGAAAAUUUAAAAUAGAAUCAGAAUUAAAUGGUUUAAAAUCGAUUAUUCAACAAUUUGAUAAUGAGCGUCGCGCAAAGAUAGAUUCUAAUUCAAAUGAAUAUACCAAUAUUGAUAUACUACGUGAAACUCUUGUAAAAACAGAGGAACGUCUUGCUGAUCAAUUGGAAAGUAUUCAAGAACUACAGACAAAAUAUAAUAAUACUUUACAUCCGUUACAAUCAAUUAAAAAAGAAUAUGAAUCUUUGCUUAAUACACAAGAUUGUUCUCCUGAACAAAUAAGUUUUCUUCAAGAGAAAAGACAUAAUAGUAUUGAUUCAUUAAAUAAAAUCAUAGAAGAUAAGAAAAAUAUUAUUUCGGAACGUCAGAAAAAUAAACAAUUAUAUGAUUUUAAUAAUAGAUUUGACGCAUCUACAGCCGAUAUCGCAUUAUUAUAUACAAAUAAUUGUAGAAAAAUAGCUAAUGUUCGUUUAAAAGAAAUUGCAACUGAUACUUAUGAUAUAUUGGAAAAAUAUAUUAAGGAAUAUGGAUUUUUUCUUGAUCAGGAAAUCGACAGAUUAUUUAAAUAUUUGACUAAUAUUAGUUCUCAAGACGAACUAUCUCAAUAUUCGCAAAAUUUAGAAACACGUCUAGAACAAUUAUCUACUCUAACUGAAUUCAAACGUGUUUUUGAAUGUAUUGAAGGUGCUAAAAAAGUAGAAUAUUGGCGUCGAAAAUUUAAUGAACAGUAUCGUAUUAUGAGUGGUGUCAUGGAAGAAUAUCAUGUUUCUGGAAGAACUAAAGAGUUAAGAGAACAGUUAGCCAUUGCACAGAGACUGAUCGGAUCAGAUCACUUCUGUGGAGUCGCACUUUCAUCUAAUGGGUUUGGAGAUUUAUAUAGACAGUAUCAGGUUGAAGCAACCAAGGAAACUAAACAAGCUUCGAAAAUUGUGUCGGAUUACAUAGUUGCAGGAGAUUAUGCAAAUGCAAAUAAUGCACUUGCAGAUAUUGAUGAGAGAACGUCUAAUCCGAGAGAUAUUAAUCAGAUUAAGCAUGAUUUGAACACUUCUUUAGAUCGUUUAAUGCAAAGUACUCGUAGGAUUGUCAAUGCUCUAGAUUCGAAAUUUGAUUUAACGAAAAAUAAUGAAAGUCAGACAAGUGACAUCAAUGAAAAUAUCGAAAAAAUUCGUACUGUUUUGAAGCAGCCACGAAUAAUGGGAUUGAUUCAAGAAAACACCAAAUCUGAUUUGAUCAAUUUUGAAGAAUUUAUCAAAACACUUUUGUCUUCAACGCUUUUGAAGGAACUCUAUUCUAUUGAAGAUCUUAUGAAUUCUAAUGAUGCUUUCGAGGCUGAACAAAGGAUGGAAAAUUUUAAUCGCGUACAACAUGAGUUAGUAAAUGACUUUACGAUGAAAGAUGUUACUGAAAAAGUGAAUGAAGUAAGAAAAAGAUUGAAUAAUUUAGCUAAUGAUAUUUUAGAACAAAAUGACUUUAGAAAUAUUGAAAACUACGCCAAGAAAUCACCAAGAGAUCUUUUAGCUAAAUUAGAAAAAGCUGCUUCCUAUCGUAGUGCAAAAUAUAGUCCAGUUAUUUCGUCUAUAUCAGAAGAUAUUCGAGUAUAUUUUGAAGGAGCUAUAAAGAAUGCAUGUGAAGCUUCAAUAGAUAAGCGUUCUGCUCAAAUGCUUCCAUUACAAGCUGCAUUAAGAUUUUUACCAGACAAUUCUCAAAAGUUAUUGAAAUCACAAAUUGAUGAACUUAUUAAUAAAUUCAUUGAAGAUGAAAGAGCAUAUAAACGUGAGUUAAAAGGAUAUCUUGAAAAGGAAACUACAGAUGAUUCAACCAUUCAAAGGAUAGGUGAACUUGCAUUGCAAUAUACAGAAGAAAGACGACAUGAAUCUUUUGAAAUUUUACGUGAUGGACUUAUUAGAAAGUUAGAUAAUCAUUGGAAAAAUAUACAAGACGCAUUAGAUAAGGAAGAUACGCAAUCUGCUACUAAUAAUAUGAGACAAAUUAUCAAAUAUAAAGAAUAUGUACAGAAUAUUCCAGAAGUAAAUGAAUUUUAUAAAAAUGUUUGUAGUUUAAUAAGUACAGGCGUUAACAAAAAUGUGGAACCUCUCAAUAACAUAUUCAAAAUUGAGCAAGUACAAAUAGUUGACCAAGCUUUUAGUAAUAUGAUAGUAUACAUCAAGUUUAGUAAAGAGUUUCCUAAAAGAACUCACGAAUUACUACCCGAAUCUGAGUCGCAAAAUGUAGAAAUCAGACUUAAGAAUCUGUACGAUAAUUGGCAUAAUAUUUCUAAUAUAUGUCAAACUGCUAUAACCGAGCUGAAUAUUAAGUCACUACAUGAAGUAAUGUGUAUAAUGGAACGUUGGGAUGGAUUUUUACACAAAAUUAGAACUUGCCCUUUUCGAGAUAGUUUAAUACAACCAUUUUUAGACAACAUGAGAAAUAUAAAAUCUUAUUCGGAAAUGAUUUCUGAAUUAGAGAAAAAGAUAAUUGAUUUGAAACAAAAUUUAGAUGUUGAACUCAUUAGUGAUCAAAGAACACGAUUUGAAGCAAUGCGUGAUCAAUUUUUCGGUAAUCUUGCGAUGUCUCUUAAGGUAUUGAAAUUGAUUAGUUCAGAAUUUAAAAAUACUUUAUCAUUAUCAAUACCAAAUAUUGAAAAAAUAGAGAAUGAGCUCAAAGAGAAAGUCGAAGAUAUUAAGAAAAAACUUCUUGCGUAUGCAUCACAAGAUAAACAUUCGCAGUUAGACGCAGAUUAUUUUCGUAUGUAUUACAAUUAUCUUGUAUCAUUUGAUAAAUAUAUACGUCUUUCCGAAGCAGAAAUUCGACAUUGUUUAGAAUUAGCAGAAGCAAAAGUUUUCGAAAAAGUAACAUCUUUAUCUAAAGAUAUUACAGGUUCAAUUUCUGAUGUUACAAAAAUCGCUGAAUUGCUUGAAAAGAUAAAAUUUUUUGCUGAAAAUUUUUCGAUGUUUGACACUAAAAUCAAUGGAAUAAUAGAUGAAGUUUUAAAAUCAUACAGGACACAACAGGGUCCUUUGGUUCUUUCACAAUUGACUAUGAUAUUAGAAAAAACCGAUGUAGGUUCUCGAUUAAUUGCUGAGCAUUCGUGUUUAAGCGGAGAAGAUUGGAGAAAACGACGCGAAAAAAUGCAAAAACAAGAUGAUCUGGAGUAUGUUCUAAGAGAAUUAGAAGGAGAUGAUCUUGCUACAGAUGUUCUGAGUUCGCGUUAUAAAGCUUUCAGACGAAUGUAUGAUGAAUUGAUAUCGAAAAUUUUAGGAUCGUUUAAUCCAAAGACUGAAACAGAACCAAAUAUAGAAGUAUUAAUUACACAAACAAAAAUUCUUCUUGGAACAGUAGCUCAAAAAGCAAAUGAAGUUACUUGGGAUCAUUCCUUUCGAGAUAAGAUUCCUGAACUGUUAGCACAUAUUUUUGCUGUAUGGACUUUGAAAAAUACUCAACAUUAUAAUGCUAUGCGUGGUAUUGAUGCAGCAAAUCUUUAUCUAUUAAUGCCACAUAUUGCACAAGUUAUUUCUAUUUUUCGUAUUCUUGGCAUUGGAUACAGAAAGAACCCGACAGUUUUCGGACAUCGUGUACCUUUCAUUAAAAGAAUAUCUGAUGAUUUGAUAAAUAAUUUAGUACAAAUAGGGACAGGUGAAGGAAAAUCAGUAGUUAUGGCAGUUACUGCCUGUGUUUUUGCUCUUAUUGGAAUCGAUGUUGAUUGUUCAUGCUAUAGUGAAUAUUUAAGUAUGCGGGAUAAAAAUGAUUUUGCUCCAGUAUUUCGAGCGCUUGGAAUCGAAGAACGUAUUCAGUAUGGCACUUUCAAUAAAUUGUGUGAAAACUUCUUGAAUGAGCAAUGUAAUAUACGAGAAAAAAUGCAUGAUAUGAUCAUGAAUAAUAAGAAUCUAAUAGAUGUAAUUCAAAGGACUACACGUAUCCGUCCGAAAGUGUUGUUGAUUGAUGAAGUAGAUGUUUUUCUAAGUGAAAAAUAUUAUGGUGGAAUGUAUAUACCUUCGGUAUAUUUAAAGGAUCCAUUGAUAAAAAAUUUGUUAGACACAUUAUGGAAAGAUAGAAAUUUACAUACAUUGAGUGCUAUCAAAGCCUUGCCAGCAUACAAAGCUUGUGCUACUCGAUUUAGUAACUGGAUUUUUCUUUUCGAUGAAGCCAUCAAAGAUAUGUUGACUGCUUUAAAAUCAUUUCAAUCAUCAACAUAUAUUGUACAAAAUGAUAAAAUUGUCUAUGUCGAAGGUGAAUCCGUUGUAGAAAAUGUAGUUCAUGGUUAUGAUACCAUUUGGGCAUACUAUUAUGAGAAUCAAAAAGGUUUUAUUAGUCAAAAUAGUUUGGAAAAAAAUGUAGGCAUUAUCAUUAAUUGUGGAACAUUUUCUUACGCUGAAAUGCCUCAUGAAUUUGCUUAUAUCACAGGAGUCACUGGUACUCUGAAAACACUUGCUGAGUCAGAAAAAAAUAUUUUGAAAACGGUUUAUUACAUAGAUAAGAACACUUAUAUGCCAUCAGUUUUUGGAAAAAGUAACCGUAAUUACAAUUCUGCUAAUGAUGUACAAGUAGUGAAUGUAUCAGAAUAUUUUAUGAGAAUUCGUGGAGAAAUUGAUACGAUGCGCAAUGCACAACGUGCUAUUCUUGUAUUUUUCGAAUCAGAAGAAAAGUUACUAGCAUUUUACAAUUCUCCAGAAUUGUCAUCCUUAAAACAGAAUGUGCAAAUCAUUACUGAGAAAGUUUCAACCAAAGAAAGAGAACUAUGUAUUAAACGUGCAGCAACUGAGGGUAGAGUUACACUAUUGACUAGAACAUUUGGACGUGGAACUGAUUUCAUAUGUCGAAAUCAACAAGUGUUAGCUAAUGGCGGUAUUCAUGUACUGCAAACAUUUUUUUCCGAAGAACUAUCAGAAGAAUAUCAAAUAAUGGGAAGAGGAGCUCGGCAAGGAGAUCGUGGUUCAUAUAGAAUAUUAUUAUUAGAUAGCGAUUUAGAAUGGGUUCUUGGCGCUGAUUGGGAGGACCGAAUUCCCACUAUAACAGGCUCUACUCUUUAUGCGGCUUUAGAUAAAGACCGUAAUAUGCUUUAUGAAAGUAAAUGUGCUGCGAAACAAGUUGGUAUAGAACAAUGUAAACGUGAGCAUCAAGCUUCUAGAAAUUUUAUGAAAGCAUUGUCUGAAGGAGACAUAAAUACUGUCAAAAUGUUUUUGAUUGAACAAAAUCGUGGAGUGAACACAGUUUCAGAAAUUUCGCGUACAGUUCUACUUAUGGAUGCAACAGGCUCUAUGUCAAAUUUAUUAUCUGCUACCAAAGACACUGUUUGUACAAUGUUUGAGCGUGCUUCAGUUGUUUUAGAGGAAAAAGGAUUAUCAAAAGAUUCAUUCUCAAUGCAAUUUGCUAUAUAUCGGAACUACAAUUCUAGAGAGAAUAAGAUUUUGGAAGUUUCAUCUUGGGAGACAAAAGGUAGUAAUUUACGGGCAUUUAUGAACAGAAUUGGUCCUGAAGGUGGAUGGGGAGCGGAAGCAAUUGAAGUAGGAUUAUGGCAUGCAGUUAAAGAAAGCGAAACACAAGACGGGAUUUCUCAAGUUAUUUUGAUAGGAGAUGCUCCACCGAAUACUAAAACUGAUGUAACUAAGAAACGAGCUGAAUUCGGUGAACAUUAUUGGAAGAAGACCAGAUUUGCUAUAUCAACAUAUUAUGAAGAUGAGUUAGAAACGUUAAAAAGUGAAAAUAUUCCUGUCCAUGCAUUUUAUCUUACUAAUUAUGCAAAAGAUAAUUUUCAAAAAAUUGCAAAAGAGACAGAAGGACGAUGUGAGCCUCUGAAUAUUCAUUCAGUCGAGGGUGCCGAAUUACUGACCAACUAUGUUACAGAAGAAGUCCUUAGAAAAGCAGCUGGAGAUCAAGGAGAUGUUGUAGUAGCACUAUAUAGAGAGAAAUACGUGAAGAAAACGUUUACAUCUUAA